This is a messenger RNA of Dermatophagoides farinae (American house dust mite), 4910 nucleotides long. The record is from RefSeq and is a predicted model, not a curated record. NCBI's taxonomy places the organism in Eukaryota, Metazoa, Arthropoda, Arachnida, Sarcoptiformes, Pyroglyphidae.
CGAUUCAACAACAAAGAAAAAUUCGAUUUCGUUAUUUGAUUUGUGUGUUUGUUUGUCUUUGUGAAAAUUGCAUCUAAUGAAAAACAACUUAGAAAUACACACGCAGCAGAAAAUCGUUACAAAAGAACGUAUAAUAUGGAUCCCAGUGCCACUUGUUAUGCAGAUGCUUUAGAUCAAAGUUUUUCAUCGAACAAUUCAGAAUCGAAUAUGUCUUCGACAACAACACCAGCUAUCGUUACAUCCCAACAAUCAACUUUACCGACAUCCAUUCAAGCUGCUGCAUCGAUGCUCACUCAACAGCAACAAAAACCUCAACAAGAUCAAUCCAUAUUAGCUGGACAACAAUUGUCAGCAAAUGUUGGUGAGGCCACCGUGAUAGGAACCAAUCAAGAUGGUACACCAAUCUAUUGGCAUGAACCAUUAAUACCGCCGGUUAAAGGAAUGGUACAACCAAUCACUGCACCACCGCCGGAUAAACCACAUCGUAAUACAAAUCAGCUACAAUAUAUGCUACGCAUAAUCAAUAGAAAUAUUUGGAAACAUCAAUAUGCAUGGCCAUUUCAAGAGCCUGUUAAUGCGGAAAAAUUACAGCUACCCGAUUAUCAUACAAUCAUUCGAAAACCAAUGGAUUUGGGAACGAUAAAAAAACGCUUAGAAAAUUGUUACUAUUAUUCAGCACAAGAAUGUAUAAAUGAUUUUCGUCUCAUGUUUAACAAUUGUUAUUUGUAUAAUAAGGAAGGUGAUGAUGUUGUUAUGAUGGCACAUAGUAUUGAAAAAUUAUACAAUUCAAAAUUAGCCGAAAUGCCUCGUGAAGAGAUUGAAAUACCUAUACAGGUAAAAGGCGCCAAAGAAAAAGGAAAAAAAGGUAAAGGAAAAUCAAAAACGAAAGGAGCAUCUGGGCCUAGAGUAAUCAAUACAAGUUCGCUACCAUUGUCAACGCCAAUAUCCACUGUUCCAAAGCAACCCAUAUCUUUAUAUCCUGUACAACCACAACAACAAGUACCCUCUAGACAGAUGAAUAAUAGUGGUCCGACAGUGGCACAAAAAAGUAAUGUUAGUCAAACAUCCAUUGUUCCAUCAACAGCAUCAACCGGUGGCAAAACAUCACUAACAACAACGCCUACAAUGGAUUCGAUUCUUAAUCAAAAUCCUCCUACGAUUUUACCGCCACAACAGUCUAAUAAUUUACCUCAACGUUCAAAUGUUGAUAUGAAUGCUAUUGGACAACAACAACAACAACAAACAUCAUUGUUGCAAGCAUCGCAACCACAACAACAACCUCCAUCGACAAAUUCUCAAUAUCUCAAUUCUAGCCCAACAACUGUGAUCCCAGUCAAUUCGACAGCAACCAAAACGCCUAAGAAAGGUGUAAAAAGAAAAGCCGAUACUACAACAUUGGAAUUAGAAUCAUCGGGUAAUUUUGCGACCCAUAUUGUCGCCGAAGAUAUUAAACCAUCGACAAUGAAAACACGAAGAGAAAGUGGUCGACCGAUAAAGAAACCGUCGAAAGAAUUACCUGAUAUCGGUAUUCAAAAACAAUCAUCAUCAAAAGUGAAAAAAGGAAAAUUAUCCGAACAAAUGAAAUAUUGUGGAACGAUUCUGAAGGAGCUUUUUGCUAAAAAACACUACCCUAAUGCAUGGCCAUUUUAUAAUCCAGUAGAUGUGGAUCAACUUAAACUACCCGAUUAUUAUGAUGUGAUCAAACAUCCAAUGGAUUUGAAUACGGUCAAAAGAAAACUAGAAGCACGUGAAUAUAAGAAACCUGGUGAAUUUGCUGCCGAUAUAAGGCUAAUAUUUACAAACUGUUAUAAAUAUAAUUCACCUGAUCAUCAAGUUGUUAAUAUGGGUCGAAAAUUACAGGAUGUGUUUGAAAUGAGAUAUGCCAAAAUGCCAGAUUUUGAGGAUCAUAGCGAUGAAAGUGGUGAUGAAGGUGGUACAUCCGACAGUAAUCAUUCCUCAUCAUCAUGUUCGGAUAGUUCCGAUAGUGAAGAUGAAAAUGAACGACGUAAUGCAUUGAAAACCCUACAAGAACAAUUGAAAAAAUUGACCGAACAAGUACAACAAUUGGCUAAACAAUCAGAGAGAAGUAGUAAGAAAAAGAAACAUAAAUCCAAAGUUAGUAAAACGGAUCGUAAAGAACGUGGUGGUGGUAAUAGCGGUGGUGUCAAAGUAGAAGUUAAUGAUGAUUUGGAUGCCGCUUUUAAUCACCAUCAUCAUCAUACCGCUGGUAAUCAGACUAAUUCUGCAUCAAUUAAUUCACAAUUUCCAAUCAAUGCUUUUGGUAUGAAUGAUGCGUUUGGUGGCGGAAUCAGUAGUGGUUCUAAUGCUAUAAAUUCCAAUAGUGUCAAUAGUAAAAAAACCAAGACGACAAAUAAAACGAAUCGUAAAUCAUCUAAAGCUGCAACUGUACCUCAGAAUUUGAAUCGAAUCGAUUCAGAAGAAGAAGAUAAUGCUCGUCCGAUGAGCUAUGAUGAAAAACGACAGCUUAGCCUCGACAUUAACAAAUUACCUGGUGACAAACUCGGUAAAGUUGUACAGAUUAUCCAACAACGUGAACCAACAUUAAGGGAUUCAAAUCCGGAUGAGAUUGAAAUUGAUUUCGAAACAUUAAAGCCUUCUACAUUACGUGAAUUGGAAAGCUAUGUAGCCAGUUGUUUGAAAAAGAAAAAUACCACGAUAAAAGAUAAAAGGCCAAGUAAAGCAAAAGAAGAUACGGAAAAGAAAAAACAGGAAAUUGAGAAACGCCUUAAUGAUAAUGGACAAUUAACGGCCAAUAAGAAAAAUAAAAAAGAUCCAUAUGCAUUCACCGAAGAAGAAAAUGGUGUUAGAUUAAGUGAAUCAAGUUCGAGUGAUAGUGAUUCGAGCAGCGAUAGUAGCUCAUCAUCAAGUUCAUCAUCGGACAGUUCUGAUUCUGAAUCAGAAUCACCGAAGAAAAAAGGAAGCCAAAACAAUCAGGCCGGUAGUCAAUAUAAUGCACCACAACAUGCACCUACAUUUCCCGGAACAUUACCGAUAAAUUCUCCCUAUACACAGCCAUCUUCAUUUCCAAAUAAUUCAUCCGGAAGUGGUGGUAUUGUUUCCAGUGUAUCAACGAUUGGAAUUCAGCCACCAACAUCAUCAAAUAUAGCACCACCACCACCGCCGCCCUCAUCAGCAUUACCAUCGAUAGGGCAAUCAUCACAUCAUGCUCAUCCAUUAUUACCUAUUUUAAAUGUUGGUAUACAAGAGCCUUUUAAUAUGAAUUCUGGUCUUCAGCCACCACCAACAUCAUCAUCAUCAUUGACUAAGAAUAUUCCAUCCCAAUCUCAACCACCACCACCACCACCAAAUUCUUCAUCGUCCAUUAAUUCGGCCGGUGGUAGUGGUAAUCGUGCUGUAGCACAACCAUCACUUCGUAAAUCUAAUUCAUCAUCUAUACAUCAAUUAUCAUCGCCAUCAUUUCAAAAUUCUCAACAUACAUCAUCAUCUUCAUCAACACAUUUUAAAAAUGCCAAUGUUUUACCACGAGAAUCAUCAUCCGGUUCUUCAUUAAUAUCCAAAAUAAAGGAAGAGCCAAGUAGCCGUAUAAAUGAUCCAGACUUUGUGGCUUAUAAAUCUAAAACCAGCAAUAAUGUCAAUCAAACUAUGGACAAAAAAGAUUCAAAAUCAUCGAUGAAUCUAAUGUCGAAUUCUGGUUUAUCUUCAAAGAAAACGGCUCCUACGACGGACCCCAAGCAAAAAUCAAUGACCUCUUGGUCCAGUCAAACAUCAAGUAGCAGUUCAAAUACUGGAUUCUUGCCUAAAGCAAGCACUGAAAAUACUUUUGAACAAUUUCGUAAACAAGCCAAAGAGAAAGAGAAUCGUGAAAAACAAUUAAAAGUAGCACAGGAACGUAAACAAGAACAGCGGCAACGGUUAGAAAAACAUAACAUCAUUAAAGAAGAAGAAGAAUUGAACUCAACACAAGUGGAUAGAACGCGUAAACAUAAUCCAUAUGAUGAUAUUGCUCGCCAUGGUAAAUCCACUAAUUCAUCACCGGCAUCGGAUUCGAAUUCAAUGUCACCUGCAUUUACAAAUUCGGUAUCUGAACGUGAACGUCAACGACAACGGGAACAGGAACGUCGCCGUCGUGAAGCUAUUGCAUCACAAAUCGACAUGAAUCGUCAAAGUGACAUCAUGGCCAAUUUUGAGGAAAUGUUAUGAAGAAUUUUCGGAUCAAGAAUGUGUUAUCAUUCACUCAUUUUUGAUUCUUUAAUAAAAACAACACACUCGUUUUUGGCGAUUCUUUUUUACCUAUUCAUAAUUUCAAACAACUAAUCGAUUUUUUGUAUAUUAUAUUUGUACGAUAAUAUUAAUUCAAAGAAACUAAUUUUUCUCAUCUUUACUUAUCGUACCACCAUCAUCAUCAGAAAAAAUGAAACAUUAGAUUCAUAAGCAGCGUCUUCAUAAUCAUUAUUCUUCAUUGUUUUUUUUUUGCUAAUAACAUAAUUCAUUCUGAAUAUUGAAUGUACUUCAUUAAUAUACUGGCUAACUCUUUAUUUUUUUUUCAUCUGUAAUAUAUAAUAAUUUGAAAUCAACAUUCAUGAUCAACAAGCGAAUAUUUUUUUUUCUUUUCUCUCUUGAAUGAUAAUCAACCAUAAAUUGAUGAUCACCUAAUUAAUUUAGAGUUAUUGUAUCCUUCUAUACUCUAUUUAUUUAUUAUCGAUGCAUGAUUAUGAAUUCGGAUUUUUUUUCGGUCAGUUUUCAACACUGUAUUUUUUCUCAUUUUUUUUUCUUUUGCUAUAUAAUGAAUUAGGAGAAUCGAGAUCAUUUUUUUUCAUAAUAAAUAAUACAAUAUAUUUAAUUGUACAAUUUUUCUUUGCCCCAAAUUAUUGAUUACAUUCAAAUAAAAUCCCAAUUCGUAAAUAUAAGGACGAUACUGAAAACUAAUU